UUUCUGUAAAAGUAUGUGUAUUUUCGCAACAAUGGGAAUAUUUUAAAAGCUUUCAGGUAUUGUAAAGAAUGAAGAGAAUGAUACUCAGUGUUAUCUACGUCCUCAUGUAUGCAACGUGUACUUGUGCAUAUCAAAAUUUAGCAUUAGGGAAACCUGGCUGGCAGAUGAAAAAUUAUUCAGAUUCCCUGCCGUGGGGAGCAGACAAGGCUGUGGAUGGGAAGUAUACUGACCGUGGAGCAACAGGUGACCAGUGUACAAUAUCAGCAAACAGACAACAGACAGCAGAAUGGAGAGUGGAUCUAGAAAGUGUUGUCAGCAUCAGUUACAUCAACAUCUUCUACAGGACGGAUAAUAAUCCUGGUUCGUACGCUUUUCGAUUUGCUGGAUUUUACCUAUAUGUUUCCAACACGACGUCAAAAGAGAACGGAAUACUCUGUUUCCAUGAAUUACAGACUGUUAGCGGUACACCUCUACAAGAUCAAAGGAUCAACUGUUUCGUGUAUGGACAAUAUGUUAUAUACUACAACGAACGUCUUAGCGGUGUGGUCUAUCCUUCCUACUACUCUCAGUUUGCAUUCAAUGAACUUUGUGAAGUGGAGGUGUAUGGUUGUACAACUCCUGGAUAUUAUGGUGGAUAUUGUAAUCAAACAUGUCCAGUCAAUUGUCAGGGACAGCAGUGUGACGCAAUAACUGGAAACUGUGUGAAAGGUUGUCUUUCAGGGUAUCAAGGGCUGCACUGUAGUUAUUUGAAUUUAGCCUUUGGGAGACCUGCCUGGCAGCAACACAAUUGGCCAAAUAAACCUGUAGCAUGGGGAGCAGGGAAAGCAGUGGACGGGAGAUAUUCUGACCGUGGAGCUGAUGGAGAACAGUGUACAAUAUCAGGCGCUCAAAAAACAACAGCAGAGUGGAGAGUUGAUCUACAGAAAAUCGUCAGCAUUAGUCACAUCCAUAUCUAUUAUAGGACUAAUAAUGUUGCAAGUCCUGGAGCAUACUACAACCGACUUGCUGGAUUUUAUGUCUACAUUUCAAACAAUACCAAUAAAGACAGUGGUCGUCUCUGUUUUCAUGAAAUGCAACAAGAAAGUGGUGCACCAACAGAGAACCAGACAAUCAGCUGUCCUUAUGACGGGCGAUAUGUUAUAUAUUACAAUGAACGGAAGCCGGGCGUGACGUAUCCAAGUUACUAUUCUCAAUAUGCAUAUAAUGAAUUGUGUGAAUUGGAGGUGUACGGAUGCCCUGAAUCUAAGUACUAUGGCCAGUAUUGUGUCCACUUUUGUCCAGAAAACUGCCUCGAGCAAAGAUGUAAUAUUUCUUCAGGGAACUGUUUUGAGUGUAAACCCGGAUUUAAAGGUCAUCGCUGUAGUCAGA
Molecule: messenger RNA, 1368 nt
Organism: Saccostrea cuccullata (small rock oyster)
Lineage: Eukaryota; Metazoa; Mollusca; Bivalvia; Ostreida; Ostreidae
Exons: 8
Source: RefSeq, a predicted model, not a curated record